GCGGGUCCUAGUAGGUUCUGCGCACGUGUGAUUCUGGUGCAGGAACCUCAAUUUCUGGUCCAAGUUGCUGCGGCUGCUGAUUUUUAGUCGAGAUGGGCAAGAAGGGGAAAGUCGGAAAGAGCAGAAGAGACAAGUUUUAUCACUUGGCCAAAGAGACCGGGUUUCGCUCCCGUUCUUCUUUUAAGUUGAUUCAGUUGAACCGCAAAUUCCAAUUCCUCCCAAAGUCACGGGCCUUGCUGGAUCUGUGUGCCGCUCCCGGAGGAUGGCUGCAGGUGGCCUCAAAAUUUAUGCCAGUUUCCAGUCUUAUUAUUGGGGUUGAUCUGGUUCCCAUCAAGCCCAUUCCUAAUGUGGUAACACUGCAGGAAGACAUCACUACCGAGAAGUGUCGCCAGACUUUGCGCAAGGAGCUGAAGACGUGGAAAGUGGAUGUUGUGUUGAAUGAUGGGGCUCCCAACGUAGGUGCCAGUUGGGUACAUGAUGCCUUUGCUCAAGCAAGCCUUACACUAUCAGCCCUGAAACUGGCCUGUGACUUCUUGUCAAAGGGUGGCUGGUUCAUCACCAAGGUCUUCCGUUCCCGGGAUUACCAGCCCCUUCUGUGGAUCUUUCAGCAGCUGUUUCAUAAAGUGCAAGCCACUAAGCCACAAGCCUCACGUAACGAAUCAGCUGAGAUCUUUGUGAUUUGUCAGGGUUACUUGGCUCCAGAUAAAAUUGACAAUAAAUUUUUUGACCCCAAGUUUGCUUUCAAAGAAGUGGAGGUGCAGGCCAAGUCUGUGACUGAACUGGUGUCCAAAAGGAAGCCAAAGGCUGAAGGAUAUGAAGAUGGAGCCACAGUUCUUUAUAACCGCUGCAGUCUGACAGAUUUUCUAAAAGCUUCCAAUCCAGUGGACUUCUUGGCCAAGGCCAGUGAGAUUGUCUUUGACAAUGAAGACUUGAAACAUCACAGUGCAACCAGUGAGGAAGUGCGUCAUUGUUGUCAAGACAUCCGUGUUCUUGGACGUAAGGAGCUCCGGGCCCUGCUGAAUUGGAGAACAAAAUUGAGGCGGUUUCUGGUAAAGAAGUUGAAAGAACAAGCUAAGGAAAUAGAUAUCAAUUUAAGUUCUGAUGAGGCGGAAGAAGGAGAGGAAGAAGUGCAAUCCAAGCAGACAGCUCCAGAAAUUCAAGAGAGAGGAGAAGAAGAAAAAGAAGCUGAAGAAUUAGAAUUACAACUUGCUCAGCUCAAAGCUGAGGAGAUAGCUGAACUAAAGAGGAAAAAACGUAAAAUUUUGCGUGAGCGCAGGCGCCAACGAGAACGUGUUGAACUGAAGAUGGAUCUUCCUGGAGUUUCUGUUGCAGAUGAUGGGGACACUGGGAUGUUCUCUCUCAGGGCAGUUGGCAAAAACCAGCUACUGCAUGAAUUGGUCCAGGGUGACAUGGCAGCUGCAGAUGCUUUUGUGGCAUCAUCCGCAAAUGCUGACGAUGACCUCUCUCUCUCUGAAGAAGGAGGCUCUGAUAAUGACGUCUCCUUGGCCAGUGACUUGGAUGAUGAGGAGAUGGCAGAGGUUGAGGAACGGGCCAAGCAAUUGAAGCAGGCCUGUGUCUCAGAAAGAGUUGCCCCUGAAGAUGAGAUGGAGGAAGACAAUGCUGAAGGAGGAAACCCUCUGUUAGUACCACUGGAGGACAAGGAAGAGCGUGAGCAGCAUCGGAUGAGCUUAUGGUUUGGCAAAGAAGCUUUUGCUGGAAUUGAUGAUGAUGCUGAUGAAGCACUAGAGAUUGGGCAGGCACAAGUCCUAUCCCAGACCUGGGCAGAACACCCACCAGUCUCAAAGAAUGGCAAGAAGGAAAAGAAGCUGCUACAACGUGAAACUGUGCCUGAAUCUAUGAACAGGGAAAGUCUUGAAUCUGAAAGAACAAAAGAGUCAACUGAAGGGGAGUCCUCUGAGGGAGAGGAGAGCGACAGCAGCGAUGAAAACAGGGAGCUGUCAGCCUCAAAGGCAGGGAUAAAGCGUAUCCAAGAUAGCCAAAGUGGUAUUGAGGUUGUCCCCAUUAUUGAUCCAGUGAAGCGAGCACGAGUUCUAAACCCUGAAGGACUGGCAUUAGGAGCAGUCAUUGCCACUUCCCACAAGGCCAAGAGAGACUUGAUUGAUGACUCUUUCAACAGGUAUACUUUCAAUGAGGAAGAAGGGGAGCUACCUGAAUGGUUUGUACAGGAAGAGCACCAGCACCGGCGCAAACCACUGCCUGUGAACCAUCAGACUGUGGAAGAGUAUCGCCAGCGUUGGCGUGAAAUUAAUGCUCGGCCCAUCAAGAAAGUAGCAGAAGCUAAGGCCCGCAAGAAACGACGAAUGUUAAAGAAACUGGAGCAGAUGAAGAAAAAAGCAGAAUCUGUAGUGAAUACUAUAGACAUCUCAGAGCGUGAAAAGGCUGCCCAACUACGCAGUAUCUACAAGAAAGCAGGUUUAGGGAAAGAAAAAAGACAGGUGACUUAUGUUAUGGCCAAGAAGGGUGCAGGACGGAAGGUUCGACGCCCUGCUGGAGUCAAGGGCCAUUUCAAAGUGGUGGACAGACGUCUCAAGAAGGACAUGAGAGCACAGAAACACAAGGAACAGAAACCAAGACGCAAGAAGCAAAAGUAAAGUUGUCAUAACUUAAUGAUUUUUUUUACUAGGGUGGGCUCUUUUGACUCCUUGAAUAUACCUGAGACAUUUAACCACAUAACCAUAAGCUCAUUCUCAGUGGGAUAGUCCUUAUCCUACAAACCGCUUUUGUUCCAUUAGCCACUGAUAAUGUAAGUUGCAUAAAGAUGGGGCAAGUGACACCUAUGUCCUUGAGGACUGUCUUUUUUUCCAAGUUCGUGUAGUAAUUUGUGUUUUAUUAAACACUCUUUUUUCCUGGAAAACAAUUGUUUCUGACUGUUUUAAGUUUUCUUGCCAAGAAAAAAAAUAGAAUUUGCUAUAACUGAAGGUCUCCCAGAAAUGUUUGAAAUAGUCAAGUGAUGUCCAGGUUCAAGAGGAGGCUGGUGGAAUAAAUGCAGAAAGUCGUACUAGGUAUGCAGAGGAAGAGAAAACCAGCAAAGCCUGUGGGGCAGAGUAGGCUGCCUCCAGAGGCUGCUUCAAGGUGAGGUGAAAGAGAGAAGUUACUGGUUGAGGCCCAAGCCAGUCCCAACCCCUGCCUGCCCACUGGAUUCCCCAAUCCAGGGCAGGGAUAGAAAGAAGGCAGCCUCUGCUUGCCUCAGGCCCCGGCUCUCUUAACGUCAGGCCAUCUUGCAGCAGUGGCACCAGCAGCAGACAAGGCAGGGGGGAGGCACGCAAUCCGGCCUGCCCAAAAACCUACGGUGGGAUGGAGUGGGCAGGGUCUUAAGUAGCACUUUUUUUUUGAGGUAGGGUUUAUAUUAGGCCCAACCCCCAAAAUCAAACUAGGUCUUAUUUUCUGGAUAGGUUGUAUUUUCGGGCAAACAUGGUACUACACCAGCAAGCCCUAGAAGGUCCAGGAUCUUUUGGUUCUGUGUUUGAUUUUCCUCUUGGCCUGGCUCAGUACUUAAUACUAAAUUAUGGCCAUGUGAAAAUGUCUUUCUGCAAUUUCUGAUGAAUGAAAAAUGCCCUACAUAGAUAUGGAUGAUAAUGCUGUGGCUUUAGGCUUGGGAAAUUUUAUUUAUUUCAGCAUGGUGCCACCAACAGUGUCCUAAAUUAACCAUCUCAGAUUCAACAACAGUAGCCAAAUCUAUACUUAUCUCCAUCCCUUAGAAAAAGAUGUGUGAGAUCUAUUUCAUAAACUAAAGAUCCAAAAAGCACCAGAUCCAGAUGGAGUAACUCCUUCUUGCUUGAAAAUCUGUGCUAGACAACAGGCUCCCAUCUUUAAUCACAUUGUUAAUAAAUCACUGGAGAUGUGCUAUGUCCCUUCUUGCUUCAAACACUCUACUAAUAUCCCGGUUCCCAAGAACCUUUUUAUAGACUUCAGCGUCAGCAUUCAAUACCAUCAUUCCAGAAACUCUUCACUCUAAACUGAUUCAGCUAGCUGUGCCUGUCCAUACUUUUAGGUAAAUUACUAGCUUUUUGACAGAUAGGAAGCAACAAGUGAAGCUAGGGAAAAUCACAUUGAGGACCUGCAUAGGCGUCCCUCAGGGUUUUGUGCUCUUUCCAUUUCUCUUCUUUCUCUAUAUCAAUGACUGCAUUUCUGGAUCCUUCUAUUAAAAGUAUUGAAGUUUGUAGAUGAUAGAAAAAUCGUUGGUACCAUUCGAGAUGGUAAUUGUUUAAAAAGACGGGAGGUUAAACAACUGGCUCUAUGGUGCAGCUGGAACAAUCAGGAGCUGAACAUUCAUAAAACUGUAGAAAUAUGAAUGGAUUUUAGGAGGAGCCCUCCUAUUUUAUCAUCUCUUACUCUAUUCAACAGCAUAGUAUCAGCAGUAGAAUUCUUCAAGAUUUUGGAUUCUAUAACUUCCCAGGAUUUGAAAAGGACUCCUAACAUUACCAUUAUCAAAAGGACACAACAAAGAAUGUGUCAACUUAGGAAGUUCAGACUGCCCCAGAAGUUGUUGAUAAAAUUCCACAAAAGAAUUAUUGAAUCUGUCAUUUGUACUUCUAUAACUGUCUGGUGUAGUACAGUAACUAAACAGGAUAAGUGCAAACUCCAACAGAUAGUUAGGACUGCAGAAAAAACAAUUGCAACCAGCCUGCUUUCUGUAGAAGACCUGUAUAUUGCAUGGGCCAAAAAAAGGCUAAGAAAAUUGUUUCAACUCUCCUCAGAAUGCCGCUAUAGGGCAUUACAUGCCAAAACAACUAGACACGGACAGUUUUUUCUCUCAUGCCAUCACUCUGCUGAACACCUAAUCCUCACAGUAGUGUCUUAUGUCUAAGUAUAUUCACUCAUGUUGUAUGACUAAUAUUAUUAUCCUCAUCUUCUCUACUACCCCUUCUUACUGGUGUUAUGAUUAUUAUUAUUGCUUUGUUGCUUUGCAUGUACACUGAGAGCUUCUGCACCGGAGACAAAUACCCCUAAUCACACUUAGCUAAACAAAGUAUCCUGGCUGUCCUGUCCUGUCCUAUCCUAUCCAUUUCCUAUUCCUGUCCAAAUAGGUAAGAUUUUAGCACCCAUGCUGGCUAGGGGACAGAUGGGAAUUUUUGUGUGAUGACUUAAGUUUUGCUAUUAGAAAGCACCAGGGACACUAGAAUUUAUUUAUGUAUUUGUUUGUUUUUUUGUUUAAGUUUUAAAAAUGUACAGUUUGGAGACAGGCAACAAAAAUGAUGCAAGGCCUGAAGAACAAAACAUAACAGGAGGGAUUGAAGGAACUGAAUAUGUACAGCCUAGAGGACAGAAGGGAAAUGGGGGGGGGGAACGUGAUUGAAAACUUUAAAUAUAUUAAGGAUGCAAAUAAGGUUCUAGAAGGCAUUUUCACUAUUAGACAAUAAUAAAAAAUAUGGGUGCAUAACCUCAAAUUGACAAGAAGAAGGUUCAAAAGAAUGUUAGAAAGUAUUAUGUCACAGAUAAUAGUGGAAGCUUGAAACAAACUUCCAGUGGAAGUAGUGGGUCAGUUAUCAGUAACUGAGUUUAAACAUGUUUGGGAUAAACAUAUGUUUCAUUCAACAAAAAUUUAAAAAUAAAUAAAAAAACAAAAUAAAAAAUUCAUACUGCAGAUUCAA
Molecule: messenger RNA, 5612 nt
Organism: Crotalus tigris (Tiger rattlesnake)
Lineage: Eukaryota; Metazoa; Chordata; Lepidosauria; Squamata; Viperidae
Gene: FTSJ3
Product: FtsJ RNA 2'-O-methyltransferase 3
Exons: 21
Coding region: 93-2612 (839 amino acids)
Biological process (GO): maturation of 5.8S rRNA from tricistronic rRNA transcript (SSU-rRNA, 5.8S rRNA, LSU-rRNA); maturation of LSU-rRNA from tricistronic rRNA transcript (SSU-rRNA, 5.8S rRNA, LSU-rRNA); rRNA methylation
Cellular component (GO): nucleus; nucleolus; preribosome, large subunit precursor
Molecular function (GO): rRNA (guanine) methyltransferase activity; rRNA (uridine-2'-O-ribose)-methyltransferase activity
Source: RefSeq, a predicted model, not a curated record